Molecule: messenger RNA, 1564 nt
Organism: Trichoderma asperellum CBS 433.97
Lineage: Eukaryota; Fungi; Ascomycota; Sordariomycetes; Hypocreales; Hypocreaceae
Biological process (GO): TRAMP-dependent tRNA surveillance pathway; U5 snRNA 3'-end processing; nuclear mRNA surveillance
Cellular component (GO): cytoplasmic exosome (RNase complex); nuclear exosome (RNase complex)
Molecular function (GO): mRNA 3'-UTR AU-rich region binding
Source: RefSeq, a predicted model, not a curated record
UGCAGACAACACGGCCGAUUCGUCUUGGGAUGAGUAGCAAUUCAUGAUUGAUCGAACCACACGCUGCAUAUAUACGAGGCAAUCCGGCAGCAACGGCAUCGAUCGAUCAGGAUCUUAUUCUUUCAAACUCCGAAUUCCCAAGCCAUCUCCUGUCCUGGCGAUGAGGAUCAACAUCCUGUCAUGGUAGCCCAUGCUCAGCCUUGUGACCCCACGGCGAUUUCAUUGGCUGCAGAUAAUCCAGUUCUCCACACUCCGCAAGGCUGAUAGCCAAGUUUUCUUUUCCAGACGCCUUUUUGGAUAUUGGAGCGCAGAACACAACUCCAAACAAAUUCCGAACAUUCGUUUCUCUGACGGCAUUACCUGUGAAAACGUCUUUCGUAUACCCUUCUAGCACGCGGAAAAUUCUCGAAUCAUCAUGGCACCAGAGGUGGGCCUAUCACGCUCUACCUUUGCCAAGCUCUCACCUCAUCCGUAUCUCCUCGCAAACCUCGAACCAUCCGACGACUCCAUUCCUCCUGCGCGAAGCAAUGGCCGUGCUCCUUUCGAGGUCCGAAAACCUACAGUGAAUUUGUCUAGCUUGUCACAUGCCCACGGAAGUGCUUUGGUCCGGACAGGAGACACCACAGUCAUUUGCGGAAUCCGGGCCGAAACUAUCCUGACAGACCAUAUCCCCAACUACCGCGCAUCCAAUACACAGACAGAAUUGGCCGAUUACGACUUAUUGGUCCCCAAUAUUGAACUUGCCACAGGUUCUGCGCCGCAAUUCUUGCCUGGUGGCCCACCCACAACUCUCGCCCAAACCUUGAGCACCAAAAUUUACACUCUUCUACACAGCUCCAAGCUCCUACGAGCAGAAGACUUGCGGAUAUGGCACAAUCGACCGGCUGAAGCGUCAUUCGCAGAUGAGGAAGAAGGAGCUCAAGAAAGUGAGGAAAAAGAAGGAGAAAAAUACGUGGUAGCAUACUGGGUGCUAUACAUCGACCUUUUCUUCAUCUCUUUCGAUGGCAACCCGUUUGACGCGGCAUGGGCAGCAACAGUAGCUGCUUUACGCGAUACAAAGCUGCCACAGGCUCGCUAUGACCCAGACAGAGAGAUGAUUCUAUGCUCUAGGAAAAAUCCCAAGCCUCUCGCUGUGGAAAGCAUGCCUAUUUCUUGCACAGCCGUCAUUUUCACCGGCAAGGAGACGAAAGACCAGCCUGCGGAUGGCAAGUUCUGGCUGCUGGCCGAUCCAGAUACUUUGGAGGAAUCAUUAUGCGACGAGACAGUCACAAUUGUCAUUGACUGCACAGGAGGUUCAAGAAAGAUCUUGUCCAUCUCGAAGCAUGGAGGCACAGUCAUGACGGCAAAACUGCUUACAUCGAAGGAAUUCUUGGAUUGGGCAAGUAAGCGAUGGGAGGACUUUGCAUCAGCAAUAACUGGCAGCCAGUAAAAUCUAGAAUAGCAUAAUACCAACUUUGUCCAGAUACUGGGAGCUAUUUUGCUCUCCGAGUUUUACAUAGCCAGAUCAUAUUAAUAGCGCCGUGUGCAAGCUCUGCAUAUGAGGCCAGAUAACUCCGGAAACAAG